Molecule: messenger RNA, 2513 nt
Organism: Ipomoea triloba (trilobed morning glory)
Lineage: Eukaryota; Viridiplantae; Streptophyta; Magnoliopsida; Solanales; Convolvulaceae
Product: CBL-interacting protein kinase 23-like
Exons: 15
Coding region: 766-2172 (468 amino acids)
Biological process (GO): signal transduction; protein phosphorylation
Molecular function (GO): protein kinase activity; ATP binding
Source: RefSeq, a predicted model, not a curated record
GUUACAAUGUUGCUUUUCUCGUACUAUGAUCCAAUCCAUCCCCCUCCUAUAUAAAUUUAAGCACUUGAGCGGGCAUCUGUUUCAUUACAUUCUUGAUUCUUCUUCCCCUUCAUCGACCGCUUUAAUCAUAGAUAAAUACCCACAAUCAAGAAUUCUGCUUUCGGCCUUGCUUUACCCAUAACCCAUUUUCCAGAAGCAAAAAGGCCUUUCCUUUUUAAAUUUUCCGUAGUACAUAUAGCGUGUGAAAAAGGAAGAAUUUUAUUUGCAGCCGAUUUGAUUUUUCAAGAAUCUCGUAGAAGUCUUCUUUGAUCAGUCUUUGGAAUAUUCUUACUUUUCUUUCUUGUAUUAAUGGCCUCUGCCCUUUUUUUCCCGUCCUAUAUCGCGUUUCGGUUUCUCCAUCGUUCCUUUUUGUCCUUUUUUCGCACGCACUUGUUGAUCUGAUUUGUUUUUUUCCCCCUUUUGUGUUAUUUUAUUAUUUGUUUUGUUUUUCUUUUUUGGUUUAAUAAGAAUAUUGUGUGAAGAUGAAUGUUGCAAAGUCACAAGUAUGGCAACCCUGUAAGAAGAAGAGGCUUUAGUAUAGAAUUAUUGAAGAAUAUUUGUUUUUUUCUUUUUGGAAAAAGAGGUCAAGAUGGAUGGGAUUUGUAUUGAGUUGAUCAGAGCAUAAGGUUCAACCACUAAAAGCCUCAAACAAAUACUAUAUUCAAUUCUGUGCCCAUAAAUAUAAAUAUAUAGAGAGAAGAGGUAUAGGGGGUGUAGAGAAUUGAGAUGGCUACCAGAUCAAGUGGUGGGGGUGGGAAAACAAGAGUGGGAAGGUAUGAAUUGGGAAGGACUUUGGGAGAGGGGUCUUUUGCAAAAGUGAAGUUUGCCAGGAAUGUGGAAACUGGGGAGAAUGUGGCAAUCAAGAUUCUUGAUAAGGAGAAGGUUCUCAAACACAAGAUGAUUGGUCAGAUUAAACGUGAAAUCGCAACCAUGAAAUUGAUAAGGCAUCCUAAUGUCAUCCGCCUGUAUGAGGUAAUGGCUAGCAAGACAAAGAUAUAUAUUGUUAUGGAAUUUGUUACCGGUGGCGAACUGUUUGACAAAAUUGCUAGUAAAGGAAGGCUGAAAGAAGACGAAGCAAGAAAAUAUUUCCAGCAGCUAAUCAAUGCAGUAGACUACUGUCACAGUAGAGGUGUGUGCCACAGAGACCUCAAGCCUGAGAAUUUGCUGCUGGAUGCCAGUGGUGUUCUCAAAGUCUCAGAUUUUGGAUUGAGUGCUCUUCCUCAGCAAGUUCGGGAAGAUGGGCUACUGCACACAAAAUGUGGGACGCCAAACUAUGUUGCUCCUGAGGUGAUCAACAAUAAAGGCUAUGAUGGAGUGAAGGCAGAUCUUUGGUCCUGUGGUGUGAUCCUUUAUGUAUUCAUGGCUGGUUAUUUACCUUUUGAAGAAUCUAAUCUUAUGGCAUUAUAUAAAAAGAUAUUGAAGGCUGAUUUUACAUGUCCACCAUGGUUCUCCACAAGCGCAAAGAAACUAAUUAAAAAAAUCCUGGACCCCAAUCCUCAGACGCGUAUGACAUUUGCUGAGGUCAUUGUGAAUGAUUGGUUCAAGAAAGGCUAUAAGCCGCCAGUUUUUGAGCAGGAAAAUGUUAAUCUUGAUGAUGUCAAUGCGAUCUUUAAUGAAUCAGCGGACUCUUCAAAUCUUGUUGUCGAGAGACGGUUAGAACAGACUCCUGCACCACUGUCUAUGAAUGCCUUUGAACUAAUUUCUAAAUCUCAGGGCCUCAAUCUUAGCACUCUUUUCGAAAAGCAAAUGGGGCUUGUUAAAAAAGAAACUAGAUUUACAUCCAAACGUCCUGCCAGCGAGAUAAUCUCGAAAAUCGAAGAAACCGUUGCACCGUUGGGAUUCAAUGUGAGGAAAAAUAACUAUAAGUUAAAGCUUGCUGGGGAAAAGACUGGUCGCAAGGGUAAUUUGUCCGUUGCAACAGAGAUUUUUGAGGUCGCCCCUUCGCUUUACAUGGUAGAGCUUCGAAAAGCCGAAGGAGAUACCUUAGAAUUUCACCAGUUCUACAAGAACCUAUCAGUUGGGUUGAAGGAUAUUGUUUGGAAAACUGACCAGGAAGUGAGAGCAGAACUCGAAGCUGGUAAAGGCACCGUGUCAGCCAGAACAGGCGCAGGUAAACGCGCCGUGUCAGCGUAGUUCUGGCUGGAUUGCGCCGUGUCAGCGUAGUUCUGGCUGGAUUUUCGUGUUCUCGGCUCGGGGAAAGCUUCAGCAACAUGUACAUUAUUAUUUGCCCUGUUAAACUCAUACUACAGAUGAAAUGGUUUGGAACAAACUAUGGCCACUUCUGCUGUGUAUAAUGACUGACUGAAUCUUCAUUUUUAUAAUAAUCAUCCGCAAACUCUGUAGAGUAAUUCUUAUGUUAUUCUUCAUUUUAUUUUCAUAUUUCCGAGGAAAAUGAAAAUUUUCUCUAGAUAGUAAAUGCAUGACAUGUUAAACAGUUGAUCUUAUGUAGGCCUCUAAAGAAGAAUGUUUUCUUA